Psammomys obesus (fat sand rat) is the source of this 849-nucleotide messenger RNA. It is a transcript of the gene Erh, whose product is annotated as ERH mRNA splicing and mitosis factor. NCBI's taxonomy places the organism in Eukaryota, Metazoa, Chordata, Mammalia, Rodentia, Muridae. The transcript is spliced from 4 exons. The record is from RefSeq and is a predicted model, not a curated record. Bases 93 to 407 code for a protein of 104 amino acids.
CUCUCGCGGGAUUGGCUGUUGGCGGCGUUGAGGCUGAGCUCGUGUGCGGCGGCGGCGGUGUUGGCGGCGGCUGCAGCAAAGCGUUUGGCGCGAUGUCUCACACCAUUUUGCUGGUACAGCCUACAAAGAGGCCAGAAGGCAGGACUUAUGCUGACUACGAGUCUGUGAAUGAGUGCAUGGAAGGUGUUUGUAAAAUGUAUGAAGAGCAUCUGAAGAGAAUGAAUCCCAACAGCCCCUCCAUCACAUAUGAUAUCAGUCAGUUGUUUGAUUUUAUUGACGAUCUGGCAGAUCUCAGCUGUCUUGUUUACCGAGCUGAUACACAGACGUACCAGCCUUAUAACAAAGACUGGAUCAAAGAGAAGAUCUACGUGCUCCUUCGUCGACAGGCCCAACAGGCUGGGAAGUAGGAGAUUUGGAAGCAUUGGGGGCUGGGCUGGGCUUGGAACAGGUGCAUACAGUGUGCUGUAGUGAACAUUUUGUAUGAUAGUAAUCCUGUUUCCACUUUGUUACACUAGAGCCAAGAUUGAAUGUAAGACAUGAAACGUGAAUGAUCUUUUCAUUCUGAAACCGCCAUUGCCCCUCUGCGCCUUUUCUUUCUUUCUUUCUUUCUUUCUUUCUUUCUUUCUUUCUUUCUUUCUUUUUUUUUUUUUUUUACUAAACAUUUUUUUGAUAAUUCAAAUAGAAAGUGUUUUUGCCAUUUAAGGUUGAUUCUGGUCCUUGAAACUGUUCAUACCUGCUUUAUAGCAGCGAGUGCACUAACCCCCCGUGUGUGUGUGGGGGGGGUGACAAGGUUAGUUAUGUCCUCUGGGAAAGUCUUAGAGAAAAAUAAAGAAAUGUUCUGUAGUUGUA